GUCUAGCGAGGACUGUAGCGUAGCGAGAUUUUCUUUCCUUCUUCGUCUUCUCCGAGAAGCCAACGCGAGCGGAUCGCUCUCGAGAGCGAGAGAGGCGGCGACGAUCCAUCAUCAUCAUCGUCACCGGCAAGCGCAAGAUCGUCAACCCUCCGUGUCCCGCCUGGUCCUCCCUUCCUUCUCCCUCAAGCCACCUCCCUCUCUCUCUCUCUCUCUCUCUCUCUCCCUGCGUGUAUAAAUUCUCGUUGACAGCCAGUCGCCUCCAUUAUAGCUCUCACGCUUUGAACCGCUCGGACAGCACUCGCCCUCUUCACGGAAAAGCAGUUCUCCACUAUAAAGCCAGACCCCCGCCACCACACCCCCAGCACCUCUGCUCUCGUCUCUGCCAUGGCGAAGCAGAGGGUCGUCGCGGUGAGGUCUCGCUUCCAGACCGUGCUGUCGGUCGUGAUAUGCGCAAUGUGCUUGACGACGAGUGACCGUCUUGGCGUUCUUGCUAUCCUUGAUCCGAACGACUUCUUGGCCCUCCAAUCGAUCCGGAAGUCGCUCGACGACAUGCCCGGGUCCACCUUCUUCAGCUCCUGGGACUUCACCGCCGACCCAUGCAACUUCGCCGGCGUCCUCUGCGACGCCGACCGGGUGAUCGCCCUCAACCUCGGGGACCCCGGGCCGGCCCCGGGCCUGACCGGCCGCAUCGACGCGGCGGUCGGCCGGCUCUCCUCCCUCGCCGAGCUCACCGUCGUCCCGGGCCGGGUCUACGGGUCGCUGCCGCAGACGCUGUACCAGCUCAAGAGCCUCCGGUUCCUCGCCGUCAGCCGGAACUUCAUCUCCGGCGAGAUUCCGGCGAACCUCGGCCUGCUCCGGAGCCUCCGCACGCUCGACCUCAGCUACAACCAGCUAACCGGAGCGAUCCGCGCCGUCGGCACGUUGCCGGAGCUCAAUCUCAUCCUCUGCCACAACAAGCUGUCCGGCUCGGUCCCCCCGUUCGUCUCCGAGUCGCUGACCCGGCUCGACCUCAAGCACAACGACCUCUCCGGCACGCUGGGGCCGCUCACCCUCCCGGCCUCGCUGCAGUACCUCUCCCUCUCGUGGAACCAGCUGGGCGGGCCGGUCGACGGGGUCCUGAGCCGGAUGGACCGGCUCAACUACCUCGACCUCAGCAUGAACCGGUUCUCGGGCCCGAUCCCGGCCCGGCUCUUGGCGUUCCCGAUCACGAACCUCCAGCUGCAGCGCAACUGGCUGGAGGGGCCGGUCGAGCCGGCGAGCCAGGUGUCGAUCCCGACCGUCGAUCUCAGCUACAACAGGCUGUCGGGGCAGAUAUCCCCGAUGUUCUCGACGGUGCAGAACCUGUACCUGAACAACAACCGGUUCACGGGGCAGGUGCCCGGCUCUUUCGUGGACCGGCUGCUGGCCGCGAACAUCCAGACGCUGUACCUGCAGCACAACUUCCUGACGGGGAUCGAGAUCAAUCCGACGGCGGACAUUCCGCUCAGCACCUCGUUUUGCCUACAGUACAAUUGCAUGGUCCCGCCCGUACAGACGCCUUGCCCGUUGAAGGCCGGGAAGCAGAAGACGCGGCCUACUUCGCAGUGCAGCCAGUGGCGAGGGUAAAAUGGGGAGGAAUUCGGGUAAGCUUCUCGGUUACUUUUUUUUUAUUUAUUUUGUCCUUUUGUCUUUUGGGAGGGGGCAAAAUUGGAAGAAAAGAUACGUAUAGGAUUAAAAUUUGGGGAAAUUUUAAUUAAUUUGGUGGGAGGCGGGGCAGGGCGGGGGUUGGGUUUUUGAUUCAAUUUAUUUAUUCGUCACUGCGUCAGUGAUAGAUGUUUGGGUAAAUAGAGAAAUAAUAAGAGGUCUGGUUGGAAAAUAUUAUCAUAGAUGUUUCGAGGGGUUAAUAUAUGCUGCUUGUUAAUUACUGCCAGUAAUAUGAGUAUAUGUUUCUGCAA
Molecule: messenger RNA, 1934 nt
Organism: Eucalyptus grandis
Lineage: Eukaryota; Viridiplantae; Streptophyta; Magnoliopsida; Myrtales; Myrtaceae
Product: probably inactive leucine-rich repeat receptor-like protein kinase At2g25790
Molecular function (GO): protein binding
Source: RefSeq, a predicted model, not a curated record